AAUUAUUGUUAUUGCCCUUGAAACACCACUAGGUGGCAGCAUUUGUUUUACUACACAUUUCACCGCUAGGUGGCAGCUUUAAUCAAAACAGUGCAUCCUAAAUGAAAUUGAGAAAGAUGUUUGAUCUUUAAAUAAGACACGGGAAGUGCAUCAGGAAGUUAUUCCGUCAUUUGUAUUCUUUGAAAGUGCAACACGGAACAGACAAGAGUGUUAGCUCUGCUGAACUGAAUUUUGAGUAAUUAUAUCACAGCCAAGAUGUCACAGCCUAGGAAAAGGAGACGGGUUACAGAAGGCUUCAAGGAGGAAGUCAAGGAUAUGCUGAAAGAGAUGGUGGCAGAAGCUAUUCCUACAAUAGCGAGCAAGGUUGUGGCACAGCUACAAGAAUUGAAUAACCCAUCCAACAGCUUGUCGCAAUCUGCAUCUUCAUCUGAACAGAGAUGUGCAGCUGCAUCAGUACAACAACCCCUCCCUGGAAAUGACACAGCAAACAAAAGUCAGCAAACAUCAACAGGUAGUGUCGACCAGACAUCACAUUCUAUGCCUGAGAAAUUCCCAUCACAAUCACCAUGCUUAAUGAAGUACAUGGCAACAAUCCAGAAACUUAGCAACGAUGUCGGUGAAAAAGCGGCUUUUUUCUACGAUGAACAGUUUCGGUCUUGGAGAGCGGAAAAUCCUGCUCAGAUGCCCUGGGACAAAAUCAAUGCUGAACUUCACUUGGAGGCAUUACAAGUUGGACUUAAAAGUCGGUUAGACAUGAAUGAAAAGACUAACAAACAGAAAUCACAGAGCCAGCAGCCCUUUCGUGGGAAAAGUAAGAAGCCAUGCUUCAGCUACAACAACAAUAAUGGGAACUGUGUUCGACCAAACUGUGAGUAUGCGCACAUCUGCAGCAGAUGUUUUGGAGAGCACCCAAAGAAAGAGUGCAGCAUGUUCUCAGAGCCCAACAAGAAAAUCAUUGCAAACUCUAGUAAACAUCAAAACCCAGCAAGCCAGCCUAGAAAGUGAAAUAAGAUUAAAUGAUAAUGU
Molecule: messenger RNA, 1026 nt
Organism: Saccostrea echinata
Lineage: Eukaryota; Metazoa; Mollusca; Bivalvia; Ostreida; Ostreidae
Exons: 3
Coding region: 256-1005 (249 amino acids)
Molecular function (GO): metal ion binding
Source: RefSeq, a predicted model, not a curated record